AUGUCAUCCACAGCUGCUGGUGGUGGUGUGAAACGGACCGUAUUGCGCCGCGGAGGUGAUAAGACUGCCAGUGCAACAGCGGCUAUUACUAAUAAGAAGAAUGACAAUAAUAACAAUAAUAAUAUUAAUAAUAUUAAUAUUAAUAAUAAUAGUAACGAUACUAACAAGAGCAAGAAGCAUGAUAAUAGUGGUGAUACCGGUGCCAGCGGUACUGUGGCUCGUACGAACAAGCGGCCACAUUCCUCACAACAUCAACAACAAAAGCAAAAUCAAGAAACUCAACGUCCUCCUUUAGACCGAAUGGUUUUCACUUCCAUUCACUUCUCAGCUCCAACAUUCACAAACAACAUCACCAACCGCGUGCUCUUCCCUAUUCUAAGUGCCCAACGAAAGAAUAUUCCAUCCCCAUCAACCACAACAACAUCCCCAUCCGGAACACCAGGCAGAGGAUCUAAUACUACCAAUACUACCAAUACCAAUACCGCUAAUUCUAAUAGUCUUACUACUACUACUACUACUAUUCAAACAGGUGGUGUGGAUAUGUAUGGAGCCCCGGUAGACUACACCGCCGUUGCCCGUCGACUCACCGUAACACUUGAAGAGGCACUGGCGGAUAUUGCGCAGAUGCGGGCGGUGGAGGAGCGGACACUGCAAUUGAAUGAAGUGCGAUGCCGCCGUGUUGAGAUCCGCGAGAAGCGGCAACUCGCCACUAUUCGAUUGGGACUAGAGGCCACCACAGCACGAUUGCAUGAGUAUGAGAAUCGUGUGUGUAAUGCCCUCGCCGCAACGGCAGGAAUUGAACAACAUCUCUCACAGUCGAAUGCACGGGUACUGCGAGGACGUUCCGUCUCGCAGCUUCUCAAACACUUUAAGAUGUUAACACAAAUGAAUUUCGGUGAAUUAAGUGCUGUAUUGAAGAAUUUAUCUAAAGCUCGUGUAGAGCAGCGGGUAUUUGUGACCUCGCAGUGGGAAGCCGGAUUUGUAUCCCCAUCGGAUCCCAUGUACUUUGGUGGUGUUAAUAGUAAUAAUGCUCAAACCAACAGUAAUAAUGAUAAUAAUGCUGCUGGUGCAGAUGAUGAGAGAGGGGAUGAUGAUGGUGGAAGUGAUGAUGAGCAUCAUCGUAAAAGCAAUAAACACGAUAAUACGAGCUUUGGCGAACAACAAGGCGAGAAGAAUAAUGAAGGUGGUAGAACUCGUGGUCCAUUCCUGCGUGGUGGUCCACGACAACUACGACGACGUGUAGUGUCGAUAUUAGAAACAGACGAAGGAACAUCAGAGCUGCCCAUCAACACUAACAAUACAGCAGGAGGAGGAAGAACAACAACAACUGGUGGAAGUGGAGAGAGAAAUGAUAAUAGUGAAAAUAACACCAGCACCACUUCCACAAGUGGAGGUGCUGGACGAGAGAAGAUGCAUCGUCUAGAGACUGCGGCUGUUGCUGCGGGUCUUGAUCGGGCAUUUGCCAUUCGCAGUUGUACAGAGGCACAGGUGGAGUGGUGUCAACGAUUAUCACAUUUGCGAAAUGAAUUAGAUGGUAUUGUGCGGAAUACAGCAAAUAUUGAAUUAUAUGCAGAUUGGCUUCGACAGGAACUUGUAGCCGAUAUCUUUCACCUUGUGGAGUGUUUUAAUGAAUUAUAUAAAGAUCAUCCAGAUACCGCCGUACAUCAAGUGUAUGGUCGAUCCAUUCUUAAAACACUUGAACUUAUUUCUAGAUUGUAUGCUACUAUUACUUCUUCACAUGAUGCGUUGUUGUCUGUAUUUUAUUCUCGUGCUAUUAAUCAAAUGGGUGUAACUCUCUUUAGUGAAUACUCAUUAAAACCACUUCCUACACAACCUCCAUUAGGGAGUUCAACUGGAAAUACCGGGAGUGCUGCUAGUUAUACACCUACAGCUAUGCAACACUACCGAACAACAACAGAACCGGAUCUUCAACGUACAUUUGAUUUUCUCAUAUCUCGUGCACGUCGAGAUGUUAUUAUAGUGGAAACGAUAUUCGGGACAACAAACUCAGCUCGUCAACAAUUAUUAGCUCAAAUGACAGAAGGUGUAGUAAAGCCAUUUGUGACACAACAAUUAAAACUUGUAGAAUUUUUUGAAAGAGAUAUAUUAGAAGCAGAGGUUCAUCUCUCACCACGAUCUAAAAGACGAGCAACACCACGAGUAGUAGAUGCUAUUUCUUAUUCACAUAAUAUGCAAGUUCGUUUAUUUAGUUUUUUUCAAUCUUAUGUGGAUGAGUUACGUGGUAUAUUUGAUGCCGGUGAAGCGGACUUUCUUAAUAAGUAUGUGGAUUCUAUCUUUAGUAGUCGAGCGGCUUUUGUAGAAGAACGAGCAGAACUUGAACUCCUUCGUCGUUAUCAUGCCUUAUUGGAGGAACAGUAUACACGUGAUUUACAUCCUAUUCCAGAUGAAGUCUUUGAUCUUCGUGAGGCGCAUAUGCGGAAAACAAAAGAAUUAAUUGAAAGACUCACAGAAGUUGUCACUCGUACACGUAAUUACGCCCCUGCAAAAGAUGUCGCUGCAUGUAUUUUAGAUCUUGUGAAGGAAUCAUUACAGAAUAUGGGACACUAUCUUGAAGAGGAACUACGUAAGACAAUUGAUUCCAUACGAGCUGAUCGAGUGAAUUGGCGUAUUAAACCAAAAAGUGAAGAAGAAUUACUUCGACCCACUAAAUUAGAAUCUCAACAAUGUGGUUUACGCAUGUUACUCUUUGUACAAUCUUCACUAAUGAGUUUAAAUGAUGCCAUCACUGUAGGUACAUUAACUUUUAUGCAAACUGAUACUCGUCUGACUACAGCCAUUGAAGAAGCGAAAGAAUCCGCGUUUGAGACAUUGGAUGAACAUGCAGAGACACUUUUAAAUCUCUGUGCAAAUGCCAUUAUUGUACGAUCCUUAUCUAUUUUAUUACAUUAUCAAAAUCGAAAUGAUUAUAUGCCAAAAGUUGCUAAAGGUGGAGAAGGGGAAAUGAUAGCACAACCCUGUACUCGUGCCUGUACACUUUUCUGUUUAUACAUCACCCGCCAGUUUGAAGAGGCAAAAGAGUUUAUUCGACUCUCUAAUGGACAAAUCCAACACCGACAAACCGCCUCACAAGUGGCCUCUGGAGCUACAUUAGAACACGUUAUGGCUAAUAAUAAACUUCAAGGUCCUUCGAAUACAGGUGUUCACAACCGUACAUCUUCACACACAGAAGGAAUGGAUGUUAUUUCAGAUGCCGUACGAGCACGAGCACGAACAAUGAAUAUGCAACAAUUACUAUACGGUGAUGGUGGUCCUUCCUCCUUUGUUCGCACCGUUGGUGUCUGUCUGUAUCGUGGGAUCGUAACACAUCUCAAGUCUUUCACAGUGAAUGACCGCGGGGCUCUUAUUUACAAACAAGAUGUAACGGCAUAUAUGGAGGCUAUGGGUCCUAUUAUCCACACACCAGGGCUUGGGGGGGCUGUGGUGGAGGUCCUCUUUCGUAUGCUGAAGGAAACGGCAAGUUUGCUUUUGAUGUCAUGGGAUCAUAUUAAGGGUGUACGGGAAACAGGACUUUUGCGAUUGAUGAGUAGUGAGGAAAAGGUACAGUUUAUUAAAAUGCGAGAGGACUUGCGUGACGGGUUUCGCAGGAUGAGCCAGUAA
Messenger RNA from Trypanosoma theileri, 3618 nucleotides. RefSeq lists its product as uncharacterized. Lineage: Eukaryota; Euglenozoa; Kinetoplastea; Trypanosomatida; Trypanosomatidae. Gene Ontology annotation, cellular component: exocyst; cytoplasm. The record is from RefSeq and is a predicted model, not a curated record. The coding region runs from base 1 to 3618 and encodes 1205 amino acids. Gene Ontology annotation, biological process: Golgi to plasma membrane transport; exocytosis. The transcript has a single exon.